This is a messenger RNA of Lynx canadensis (Canada lynx), 493 nucleotides long. Its product is annotated as sperm acrosome-associated protein 5-like. Bases 1 to 483 code for a protein of 160 amino acids. Gene Ontology annotation, cellular component: sperm flagellum; acrosomal vesicle. Gene Ontology annotation, biological process: fusion of sperm to egg plasma membrane involved in single fertilization. NCBI's taxonomy places the organism in Eukaryota, Metazoa, Chordata, Mammalia, Carnivora, Felidae. The transcript has 4 exons. The record is from RefSeq and is a predicted model, not a curated record. Gene Ontology annotation, molecular function: lysozyme activity.
AUGAAGGGCUUUGUUACUGUGAAGGUCACCUUAGCCAUGCUUAUGGCUGCUAUUGUGGAUGCCAAGAUCUAUGAACGCUGUGAACUGGCACUGAAGCUGGAGAGGGCAGGCCUCAACAGCUUCAAGGGCUACACCGUUGGAGACUGGCUGUGCAUGGCACACUAUGAGAGUGGUUUUGACACUUCCUUCGUGGACCACAAUCCUGACGGCAGCAGUGAAUACGGCAUUUUCCAGCUGAACUCUGCCUGGUGGUGUGACAAUGGGAUUACACCCACCCAGAACCUCUGUCACAUGGAUUGUCGUGACCUGCUCAACCACCAUCUUCUAGAUGAUAUCUUGUGUGCCAGGCAGGUGGUGUCCUCACAGAAUGGUAUGACUGCUUGGGAUUCUUGGAUCCGGCACUGCUACGGGCAUGAUUUAUCUGAAUGGCUCAAGGGAUGUAAUAUGCAUGCAAAACAUGACUCAAAGAAAAUUAAGUCAUGACUCAUUCCAA